AUGUCCAGCUUCGACAAGGUCGUCAAGAACGCAUGCAAGCCCAAGCCGAACCCCCCAAAGCAGAAGGCAUGCUCAUCAUCUCUUGGCGCUCGCUAUCUGGACCCAAUUGUCGCCGCAACUUGGUCUGAUGACGGAGCUGUUCAUGACGUUUGCAAGGCGCUCUCUCCGAGGUUCAGAGAACCAAAUGCAAUUAUUGUGUUCAAAGCCCUCCUGGUGCUUCAUACGAUGAUCCGGAACGGUGCUACCGACAACAUCUUAUCCUAUCUCUCUUCUUCCGACGUCCUGCGUCUCAAGAAUGUAUCUGGGGGUCAGUGGGAGGGCUACAUGGCGCCGGAAAACCUACAAAACUACGCCAACUAUCUUAAUGCUCGUAUCCGUGCAUACCGUGACCUGAAGCACGACGCUAUUCAUGUUCAGUCGGAGAACAACAGGGACGCACGUUUGUCCAUGUCGCUCGAAGAGGAUGCGCGCCAGCGCUCAAAAUCGGAGCCGCCUGCACCAAAAGCUCCUACGCGCAGCAAAACAAUCUCGGGCAGGAAAUUACGGAUAAUGACGGUAGAGAAAGGUCUAUUAAGAGAGACGAAGGUAGUUCAGAAGAUGAUUGACACGCUGGUCGAAUGUCGGUUCUACCUUGACAAUCUAGAAGACGAACUUACUGUCACUGCUCUCCGACUGUUGGUCAAGGAUCUGCUCAUUCUCUUCCAGGCCGGAAAUGAAGGGGUCAUCAACGUUCUGGAGCAUUACUUUGAGAUGUCGCAUGUUGAUGCCGAGCAAGCGCUAGCUAUCUACCGGCAUUUUUGCAAGCAGACUGAAUAUGUCGUGGAGUAUCUGGGUGUGGCAAAGAAAUUGCAGAAUAUCCUGAAUGUUCCAAUCCCAAACCUGAAACAUGCACCUGUGUCGCUUGUUGGUGCCCUCGAAGAGUAUCUUAAUGAUCCUAAUUUUGAGCAGAAUAGAAUCGAGUACAAGACAAACAAAGAGGCGGCGGACAGAAAUACUAAGAAUAGAACAAUAGCCCCGACGAGUGCGGCAAAGUCACCAUCUCCGAAGCCUUCGACAUCACAAGCGCCGGUCGCAUCGACAUCCUCGGAACCACCGAAAACGGAAUCCAGCCAGGCCAUGGCUGAUUUCUUCUCGGCUAUUGAGGAGGAGCAGCAAACGAUGUUCAAUCCCCAGACUGGAAGCCCGACAUCGACUUACUUCCAGCAAGCUGCCCAUAACCCGUUUGUUCAGCGACAGAUGACGGGCUUCCCAUCUCAGCCAUUUGUACAGCCUCAAAUGCAAACUCAGCCCACAGGUUUCAUACAACCGCAGAUGACCGCCAUGCCGUCUUUCCAACUACCUCAACAACCAUUCUCGCCGUUCCUUCAACCCCAGGCCACAGGAUUCCUUCAACCUCAAACUACCGGCUCGAAUCCAUUUCGCCAAAGUGCGCUUAUACCGCAAGCGACAGCAGCAUCUCCGUUCGCUCAGUCAAACUUUGGCCAGCCGCAAGUGCAGUUCAACGGCAGCAACAACCCUUUCCCGAUGCAGGGUCAGCUGCAGAGUCCACCUGUAUCUAAUUUUGCGUCUGCACCACCCACCCAACAACAUUUCGAUACAAAUUCGUCAUCAUCGAACUCUUUCCAGCCCCAACCGUCUUCAAUGUCUCCAUGGGCAGCACCCCAGCAAAUGUCUGCCCCGACCAACAAUUCGGUGCCAACACGCCCUGCAUCUACGCCCAUCACCUCGCUGGCCUUUGGUAAUAAACCGGCGUCGCCUCCACCUCAGCCCGUCAAAACGCAUCAGACAGGAUCGCGUAACCCCUUUGGUGUGCCAGCUCAGCCAGCGCCCCCAGUUCCUAAAGUUCCAACGCUUAUGGAACUGGCAAUGGGUAUAAAUAACAACACCCAGAGUCAACAACAAGUGCAGCCGCAACAGACUGGAUUCAACGGGUUCAGCGCAUUCGGCGGAUCGUCUACGUUGGGGGCUAGUUCACCGUCUUCACAGCAGGGCUCGGGGAUGUCGAAUAUAGCUUCUUCCUUCUCCAUGAACGGAGGUGGAUAUGCGGGAUCUAAGCCGGAGGAGAAUCAAUCGUUCGGCCUUGGGCUGUCGAAUUUCGGUGCACUGAACCUCGGCUCUUCUACAUCACCGCCGACCUUGCCGAGCCAGAAUACGUCCACAACCUCUUCCGGGUUCUCAGACUCUAUCUUCUCCUCGCUGUCUAGUCAGCCCACGGGUGCUACGUCUAAUGUCACCGGUGCCACGACACCGUCGAUAACAUUCUCUCCUCCAUUGAAACCACAGACGACGGGGUUCAGCGGAAUCAAAGCGUUCAAGCCUACGUCAUCGUUCGGUGCUUCACUACUGGAAUCCCUUCCGCCAAUUCCACAAUCCGCACCUAGCACACCGGGAAGUCAAUCGUCGCCGACACUGAACUCGGCGAUGUCAUCGCCUGGCACGACUAGUACCGGCAUGCCGUCGCUUUCUGGGCAGCCGACCGGCGCUACAAGUUUUUCGGCAUUCGGCGCGGGUGCUGGAACGGGAUCAACGGUUGGCGUUGGUCUACGUCCGCAGAUGACUGGCGCUGGCGGAGCGAACCCUUUCCGCGCCACAAUGUUUGCGACGGGGGCGGGGACUGGUGGCGGAGGUGCAUUCGGCGGAAUGUCCGGCUCGAGCUCGACGCCGGCGUUUGGAGGGGCAGGGGCAGGAUCGGGCAUGGGAGCAUCGUUAUUCACACAGAACACAGGCAUGCCUGGGGCUGCGGGUGGGAUGGGCGCGAGUUUGUUUGGGGUCAACGGUGCAAAUGCGGGUGGCGCGUUUGGGCCGGGCAAUGGAACGCGCGCGUUCGGGUCGAACUUUGCGCUUGGUGGUGGCGUAGCUGGUCAGGAUUCAUCGAAGAAGCCUCAGCACAAUGCGACGGCCUCAUUGAUAUAG
Molecule: messenger RNA, 2913 nt
Organism: Heterobasidion irregulare TC 32-1
Lineage: Eukaryota; Fungi; Basidiomycota; Agaricomycetes; Russulales; Bondarzewiaceae
Exons: 10
Coding region: 1-2913 (970 amino acids)
Biological process (GO): vesicle budding from membrane; clathrin-dependent endocytosis; clathrin coat assembly
Cellular component (GO): clathrin-coated pit; clathrin-coated vesicle
Molecular function (GO): SNARE binding; 1-phosphatidylinositol binding; clathrin heavy chain binding
Source: RefSeq, a predicted model, not a curated record